This is a messenger RNA of Chara braunii, 2378 nucleotides long. NCBI's taxonomy places the organism in Eukaryota, Viridiplantae, Streptophyta, Charophyceae, Charales, Characeae. The record is from the annotation of a GenBank genome assembly.
GGCCGCAUUCGUUUGCUUUCAACGCACGAAUCUGAGCAACCAGUAUGACCAGGUUCAUGUUUUCCAAGCACAAACAUAGCACCAACAGUGCCCAGCCCGAAGUAUGCCCUUGGAAGUGGUAAACGAACAGACCGGCGGCAGAACUCAUUACCCAGUCCUCACAUCUCGAUCAGCAAAUGAGCAGUGUUGGCGUCAACAAAAAAGGCAAGGGAAUUCAUAGAGGUCGACCUGCCCAAAUCGGGCUUCCUCCUCCUCCUCCUCCUCCUUCUUCUUCCUCCUCCUCCUCCUCCUUCUCCUCCUCCUCCUUGAAAAUUUCUUCUUCCUCCGCCCCCUCCUCCUCUUCUUCUAUUGCUGCUGCUGCUGCUGCUGGUGUCCGUGGAACGGAGAUAUCGGGAUCUGGGUCCGCACUGAAGACUGAAGAGAAGGUGAAGCAGGCGAGAAUGGAGUACGCGGGCACAUCAAGCGAUGGAGCGCCGAUGGCAUCGACCUCUCUGUCCCCUUUUAGUGCGGCGCGAUCGCAUGAAAUGAAUCAAUUUUAUAUGGAGCGCUUCGAGGAGGCAAUGAAUGCUCUCAGGAUUGGAAACACCAAUUCAGACAGCAGGAAGUCCCUGCCAAACAGCACUGACGCCAGCAGCGGUGCUGCACAGCAGCCAAGGGCCACACAAGGUGCGCGGGAUGAAGGCAAACGCAAGGGUUCUGGAUCAGAGACAGAGACCAAGGAUAAUGACAGAAUCGGUAGCCGAACUAGUAAUACCAGCCUGAGGGGUAAUGAUGUUGAGCUAAACCGAGCGAACAGCAUUACGGCCUGCUCCCUGUCAGAGAGCAGAGACGCUCUGACGGGUCAGCAUCAGCAGGGCAGCAUGCUGGGAAUUGCAGGCAAAGGGACAGCAAACGCUAAGGGUCGUCAGGACGACAGAAGUAGCCGGAACAUCGAUGGGACUGUAGUUGGGAAGAAGAUGCAGCCAAGCGCAACGCAAAAAAGGCUUUCGCUGGAAAAGAUGGCGAGGGAAGCGUCACGCAGCAUGGUCGAUCCACGGGUUGGCAAGAGUCUAACUCAAGGGCCGUUCGGGGCGGUAUCGAGUAGCAGCAGCAAUUCGUUCUCUGGCUCGGAGCCCUUCGACCGUAGUGCGGCUAGGAGAACUGGGCUAUGGCGGCAGUGGAGGGAAGGUCCGGUGGAUCCCACGGGAAGUUUGUUACAGGUGUCAGAACAACCUCUGUUGUGUAUGGCCAUGCAUGGGCGGGAGGUUGCCGUUGGGUCGUCUGACCACGCAAUUUACACCGUCAGUUUGGAGUCUUUGCCCCAGCCCGAGCAAGGUCGGACUCUUUACUCCCGAUCGUUUGGGCAUGCAGAAUGGGUCACUUGCCUGGCGUAUUUGCCAGAUGGUCGGCUCAUGAGCGGUGGAAUGGACAACAAGCUCUGCUUAUGGGAUAAGAGUGGGGUUCGAUGUCUGGACCUCUGCGGCCACACCGGAUCUGUUUCUGUCGUCUGCUCCAGCUCGGACGGCAAUGCUGCAGUGAGCGCCUCUUACGAUACCACCCUUCGAGUGUGGGAUGUGCGGCAAGGUUUCCGCGGCACCCGAACGAGGGAGGUCGCCUGCCUCUGUGGUCAUUCUUCUCCGGUUCUCGUCUUCUCCUGGGGCAAAGGCGGAGAGAUGGCAAGUGGGUCUAGAGACGGCUCGCUCGUCAUUUGGGACGGAGCAAAAGGGUCGGCGAUCUGGAACAUAACAGGAGCCCAUAAAGGUCAUUUGACAUCCUUGCUUUGGGUCGAGGAGAAACCCAAGGCAGCAGUGGGACCAGGAGAAACGGAUACUUCCCAAGAGGAGGACGGUGAUGGCUCCGGAAGGCUUCCCUGUGUCUUUAUCUCUGGAGGACAGGAUGGCAUGCUGCGUGUCUGGGAUAUUCGUGAGAAGCUGUGUGUUAAUGAAGUGCCAAUUCACAGGACUCCGACGGGAACAGGAGCAAUUUCCUGCAUGGCGGUUAGUAAGACCGCAGCGGGACCACUUUUGGUUACGGCGGGGGCUGACAGAAAGGUCAAGGUGUUGGAACCUCGGGCUAGUUUCAAAACUCUCCACAGCUUUGGAGAGCACCGCGACUUCAUCUAUUCGCUACACACUCGCAAUGGAUUAGCUUUCUCCGGAGCCGGUGACGGCAAUCUGAUCGUCCAUGACGUCAGUGCAGGUUGCAUGCUGUACGGACUGGGUGCGACCGCCAACGGAGCAGUUCGCUGUAUCGGCACGACAGAUACACGUCUUGUUGCUGCGGGAGACGAUGGACGAGUCAUGGUGUAUUCCUUCGCGUAGUCCUUUUUGUGGCAUCAAGACAAAUCGAAAAAGGGAUGCCUUCUUGACAUGGGAUUCGUAACAGAUUGCCAGGAAUCG